UCAUGGUUUCGAUCCUGCCCGUUCGUUUCCCAUUAUGCCCCUGCUUCGCACGUGCCAACGUUCGUUCCUCGUUUCUUCUCUCCCGCGCCGGAGCUAGGGUUAGGGUUUCCAGACUUCUCCUCGCGAGAGCCAUGAGCGCCGAUUCCACGGCGGCGGUGGAGGGAGGAAGAGAAGGAGAAGGUUGCGGAGAGGAAGUGAAGGAAGAGGUGGUGCAAUAUGUGGUGCUUCGGCGAGACCUGGUGGACACGUGGCCGAUGGGAAGCGUGGUGGCGCAAGGAUGUCACGCCGCCGUGGCCGCCGUAUGGGCUCACCGUGAUCACCCGGACACCGUCGCAUACUGCUCCGACGCCAACCUUGACUCCAUGCACAAGGUGACUUUGGAAGUGAAGGGAGAGGCUCAGAUUCGGAAUUUAUCGGAGAAGCUGAAGGUGAACGGCAUCGAUCACAAGCUGUGGAUCGAACAGCCGGAGAACAUUCCAACCUGCAUUGCCACCAGGCCUUAUCCAAGAUCACAAGUGGUCUCAUUCUUCAAAAAACUCAAGCUUUGCAAGUGAGCAUUACUGUGUUUUAUGAAUUUCAUUGUUUGUUUUUUGCAUGAUUGCUAGUGUUUUUCAUUCAUACUUCACAUUGAUAAAGGUUGGAGCUUUUGCUUUAUCAUGAAAUAAAUUGCUCACAUUAUGGAGUUGUUUCUA
This is a messenger RNA of Dioscorea cayenensis subsp. rotundata (Guinea yam), 692 nucleotides long. Its product is annotated as putative peptidyl-tRNA hydrolase PTRHD1. Lineage: Eukaryota; Viridiplantae; Streptophyta; Magnoliopsida; Dioscoreales; Dioscoreaceae. Gene Ontology annotation, molecular function: peptidyl-tRNA hydrolase activity. The record is from RefSeq and is a predicted model, not a curated record. The transcript has 2 exons. Bases 3 to 554 code for a protein of 183 amino acids.